AUGCCUUUGGAUCGGCUGAGUGAUCUCCGCAAGAUGGUGGCCCAGCUGUUUGGGUGCGAGGAAGAGGAGGAGGAGGUGGCGGCGACCCUGUCGCCCUCCUCCGCUUCAAGCCCCCCGCCCUCCUCUGUGGAAGCUGAGGCCUCGCAAGAGGAUGCUCUGCUGGUGAUGAUGGCUGACCUGGUGGAGUUCCUGCUCCUCAAGUAUCGUGCUAAGGAGCCCAUCACCAAGGCAGAGAUGCUGAACGUGGUCCCCGGAGAUGCCCAGGACCGCUACCCUGAGGUCCUCAGCCAUGCUUCCGAGUGCAUGCAGCUGGUCUUUGGCUUGGAUCUGAAGGAGGUGGACCCCGGUGAGCACACCUACGCCCUGGUCCCCACCCUGGGCCUCACCUGGGAUGGGGUGCUGAGCGAUGAGCACAGCCUGCCCAAGACCGGCCUCCUGGUGGUGCUCCUGGCUGUGAUUUUCCUGGAGGGCGACUACGCCUCUGAGGAGGUGGUCUGGGUAGAGCUGGGCAAAAUGGGGCUGUAUCCUGGGAAGGUGCACUGCAUCUAUGGGGAGCCCAGGGUGCUCCUCACCCAGGUGUGGGUGCAGGAGGGGUACCUGGAGUACCGCCAGGUGCCCCACAGCGACCCCGCCCGCUACGAGUUCCUCUGGGGUCGCCGAGCCCACGAGGAGACCAGCAAGUUGAAAGUCCUGGAGCAUCUGCUCAGGGUCAAUGGGACGGGUCCCAGGUCCCGCCCAUCACAGUCUGCGGAGGCGGUGAGGGAGGAGGAAGAGGGGCCCUGA
Phacochoerus africanus (Common warthog) is the source of this 783-nucleotide messenger RNA. Its product is annotated as melanoma-associated antigen 10-like. Bases 1 to 783 code for a protein of 260 amino acids. Gene Ontology annotation, cellular component: nucleus. Gene Ontology annotation, biological process: negative regulation of transcription by RNA polymerase II. Lineage: Eukaryota; Metazoa; Chordata; Mammalia; Artiodactyla; Suidae. The transcript has a single exon. The record is from RefSeq and is a predicted model, not a curated record.